Messenger RNA from Colletotrichum spaethianum, 1515 nucleotides. RefSeq lists its product as uncharacterized. The coding region runs from base 1 to 1515 and encodes 504 amino acids. The record is from RefSeq and is a predicted model, not a curated record. NCBI's taxonomy places the organism in Eukaryota, Fungi, Ascomycota, Sordariomycetes, Glomerellales, Glomerellaceae. The transcript has 2 exons.
AUGGAAGCGACCAAUUGGGAUCAGAUGGUUGUGGUGCCGCUACCGUACGUUGAUUUCCAGCGGACCUACGGAUCCAUUAAAGUAACGAAAAGAGAACAGAUGGCGCGAGACGAGGGAAAAGAACGAAGAGCAUGGCUGGCCACGCCGCAUAUUAUCCACGAUGCAGAAGUCCGAGAGCUGGAUGAACUAAAAGAAGUUUUCUCUUGUUAUGGCUUCUGCGCCAAACCUUUCUUCAGAUUCCCUCAAGACAAGCUGGCUAGUCAGAAAAAGGUCAUCGAACACACGUUCUUCGCUAGUCCGGUCCCAAAAGACGAGAAUAGCUUGUGGUACUCUCUUGCAAUUCUCGUCGAGAACGAUCCUACGGAUGCGAAAUGGAUCAAGGGCCAAGUAGCAGAGUGGUUUUACAAGAAUCUAAGAGACACAGCGUCAGACCGAUUUCGAAUGUAUCAUCAUUUACUCGCAGAGUCUGGCGACUGUGUGGACCCGGACCACGUACAAGACUGGGGCGCGCUGGAUCUCCUCCGGUGUUUGAGCAGGAACGACGUGAUGGCAGGGAUGCCAAGGGAAGCCGGGUUUCACGAGAUGCUCCAUCUCGUGGCGGACUUUUUUGAUACAGAAGUCAUCACAUUCACCCGCCCCCGAUAUCCAGGUGCAUACAAUGCUAACAACCAGGAUAUGAAACAAUGGCUGCAAACGAACCCGUACGACAUGAGGGUGUACGGAAAACAAUCGUCUCAGAAGAACUACCGGUUGUGGAGAUUCCAGGACCGAAAACAAAUACUUCUCGUGACAGCCCCUGAGCUACGGUACUUCCAGCCCGUCGCUCGCGUGAAUCCCGAGCUGCCCCGUUAUGAAGCUGGCGACAGGUCGACCCAUGGGCAUUACAUCAGUACCGUGACCUUCGAGGUGUGGGACCGCCAUACGCCGAUGCCGUGGUGGCCCGGGUUCCGUUGGGACGCACCGAACAGCCAGUGGAUGGGAGACUGGGAGGACGACAACCUGCGCAGUGCCAUUUCUGUGCAUCAGAAGCUGGGAAUGAAGCCGAACGACGUUACGACUGGUCUGAUCAUGCACUCAGUGAACAACAGCCAACUGAUGGGGCCUUGUUUCAAGGAUGAGACGAGCCAAGUGACUCCCGCCCUCAAAGCAGUGUACGAUCUGAGGGCAUCGUACGUCGGCGACGCAGACUCGGACAGGAAGGCGCUGCUGAGGUGGAGUAGACAAUCUCGGCUCACGUGUACUGCUUCGAAGCCCGGAGUUGGCCAGCCGCUGGAUCCUCCGCCGGUCGUCUGGGACUUCGAUGCUCGAAUAGGAUCUGCCCGGCUUUCUCCCCGCUUCUCGUCAAAAAGACAGUGGAGUGCAAUGACGAGCGGAGUUCAGAACUACCUGCACCAGGACUGUAUCGGACGCCGGGAGAGCUGCGGAUGGUUAAGGUUAGAGGCAACGGAGGUGGAGAACAAACGUCCAGAUUGGCAUGAAAACAAGAAGAGGAGGAGGGUGGCGGGUGCCACAUAG